UAUUUCUUUUGGUCUCUUGUUGCCAUAUCAUGUUUCGCUUAGGAUUGGCUUCUUGGAGUGGACCAAUACAGAAAAUUCGCCGCAGCUCAGGGAAAAGCAGGAAAGACUUUUGUGAAAACUCAGUUUGUAGUUUUGACCGCAAGUCCUUGAUAAAUCCUCCUAGUGCUGUGCAGAGUUUACAAUACUUUUCUCAGGGAGUUGAAGCGUACAAAGACAAACUGGGUGAAGAAUUUUUGGAACAUAUAAGGAGAGAGUUGGAGUUUAGCGAUCGUUUAGGAGGAUUCCAGUUCAUAGUGGACACUUUUUCCGGACUUUGUGGAUUUGCAAGUGAGCUUUUUUACGGAUUGAAAGACGAAUUUCACUGCAAAGUUCCAUCUAUACUAUUUGGAUGUAGUGCUGAAAAUUCGCACAUCGUUCCAUCGAAGGCUUACAAUGAAGCAAAGUUGCUUCCAUCUCUUUUAGAGAACAAUGUACAUUAUGUACCAUUGCAUUAUUGGAAAGUCCGCAGCACCGAUAGAACAAAAGACAUUUGGCCGAAGUGGGCUCCAGAUCUUGCAGAGUGCUCAAUACAUGGACGAACCUGCACUUUGAGCGCGAUUGCUUUAGAUUGUUUUUAUACAUUACUAAUAGCUCCGGAUGCUGCUACUAAAAAUGUCACUUUAGGUUAUUUUCUACAGUCAAAUAGGCAUUCUACAAUGAGCAGAAUUUCACUAUUGCCACUUUGUUCUACUCAGAGUUCAAACAAAAAAUGGCGAGUACAAAAAUUUAUAACAGAAAGUUUUAUUCAGCGAAAAUCUCCGCCAUUAUAUACUGUUGAGUUGCCAUUUCAAAGAUACACGUCGGAAGAAGAGAAUACCAAAGACAUGGCGAUGUGGAUAGUGCGUGGAACGAAAUGGAGCCAAACAUUACUUUCGGAAAUCAAAGGAACUACACAUUCUUCUCUUCCAGAGAUAAAACAGUUGUUAUUAGAUGCAACAGGUAGACAGGAAGAGUCAUUUAUUCAUACAGAGCCUUUUGGAUUUCGAAGAAUUGUGAAUUCUGUUAGCAACCCAAAUGAAGCAGAAUCGACUCAACCAUCAUUUCGUGAAGGUGGUCCUCUGGAAGUUAUAGGUGAAGUGAGUUCCAACCGUGUUUGGAAUAGCCGAUAUUAUGACAUGGCAAUCAUCCAAUUGAAAAAGUAUCGGAACAGAAAAUAUUUUGAGGAGGCCAAUCUCGACGAUGAAAUCGAGCAGAUGAUAAAGGCAAAGGAUAACUUGGACAACCUGUAAUACUAAUACUGCUUAUACAAAACAAUGAUUAUAUAAACAACCGUUUUAGAGA
Galdieria sulphuraria is the source of this 1320-nucleotide messenger RNA. RefSeq lists its product as uncharacterized. The record is from RefSeq and is a predicted model, not a curated record. Lineage: Eukaryota; Rhodophyta; Bangiophyceae; Galdieriales; Galdieriaceae. Gene Ontology annotation, cellular component: cytoplasm. The coding region runs from base 30 to 1268 and encodes 412 amino acids. The transcript has 5 exons.